AACACACAGUAUGGCAUCAUUCUGAUUAUCUCACCAACCCAUGACACAUUUAUCAACUCCUUCCACUCUUCACAAGCUCCCCACUCACCCCCUCUCUUCACUCACCAAAAAACUGCCAAAUUCCCCUAUUCCCUAUAUUUCACCUUUUUUUUUGUUUUCAUAAAAAAAUUUGGAGCCUUUUUAUCACCCUUUCAACAAAAAGACAAAAAAUUCUUAAAAUUUACUUGUUUUCUCAGUUGCUUUUUGCUUGUAUCAGACUGGUAUAUUCUUGAAAACAACCAAAUAUUCAGAGGGUACCAGAUUCUGUUAAUGUGGUAAAAGUGAAAAAGAAUUGAUUUUUCUUCAAGGGUUUUCCUUCCACCUUGUUAAUUCAAAGAUGGGGUUUGCUUUAAUAGGUUCCAUCUUCAUUCUAACACUUUUCUUGAAGUCAAACCUUGGUCAACAACAAGAACAAUCCAUACCCAACUCAGAUGAGUUCUUCAUCUCUCAAUUCUUUGAAAAAAUGGGCAUGAAUUCUUCAAAAAGUCACCAUCUUUACAAUCUUUCUACCCCUCUUUGUUCAUGGCAAGUUGUGGUUUGUGAUUCUAAACAACAAAGUGUCAUUGGUCUUGUUGCUCCUAGUUUAAACCUCACUGGACCCAUCCCUGAUAACACCAUUGGCAAGCUUAAAAAGCUUCAGUUUCUUGAUCUAAACAGCAAUCACAUCACUGGUUUUUCAUCAGAUUUUUGGAGUUUAGUGUCACUAAAAUCCCUAAACCUUUCAAAAAACAAUUUUUCAGAUAUUAUUCCAACCAACAUUGGUAACUUUGGGUCACUUGAAAAACUUGAUCUUUCUUUCAACAAUUUCAAUGGGAGUCUUCCUAAAGAUUUUGCCACUGCAUUUCCCAGCCUAAAAAGAUUGAAUCUUGCUGGAAAUUUAGUCAAUGGAAGGGGUUUUGACUUUUCAAAAAUGGUUUCUUUGACUUACUUAAAUGUUUCCAAGAAUCUUUUCAAGGGUUCUGUUGUUGAAAUCUUUCAGGGUCCAUUGGAGAUAAUUGAUUUGAGUAGUAAUCAUUUUGAGGGUCAUAUUUCUCAGGUGAAUUUCAAUAAAUCUUUUAAUUGGUCACGUUUGACUUAUUUGGAUUUAUCUGAUAACAAGAUUAGUGGAAUGUUUUUUGGUAAUUUAACUAAAGCCCAUAAUCUUAAACACCUUAAUCUUGCAAAAAACAGAUUUUCCAAACAAAGUUUCAUCCACAUUGAUGAACUGCAUAGUUUGGAGUACCUUAACUUGUCAAAAACAAACAUCAUUGGUCAAAUUGGUGGUCAAACUGGUAGUCAAAUUUCAAAGUUGACCCAUUUGAAAACACUUGAUCUGUCAAACAACCAUCUUGCUGGAAAGAUCCCAUCUUUGACCUUCAAAACACUCAAAAAUCUUGAUCUUUCAAACAACAAUUUAACAGGAGAGAUACCCUUAACACUCUUGCAAAAGCUCCCAUACAUGGAAAGAUUCAACUUCUCUUACAAUAAUCUCACCCUUUGUGAUUCCGAUAUUACACUCGAAACGCUUCGCUCUGCAUUCAUCGGGUCGACGAACAGCUGCCCGAUCGCUGCAAACCCGACACUUUUCAAGAAAAAAGUGCAUAAACAUAGAGGACUCAAGCUUGGUUUGGGUUUAGGGAUUAGUUUAAUCUGUUUUCUUAUAUGUUUACUACUUUUCGCAUUUGGGUAUGGAACAAGAACCAUAAUGUGGGAUGUUAAAGAGUCUUGGAGAGAAGAAAACAUCAUUUCGGGCCCGUUUUCGUUCAAAACGGAUUCAACGACUUGGGUGGCAGAUGUAAAGGUUGCAUCUUUAGUCCCUGUAGUGAUCUUUGAGAAACCGUUGUUGAAUUUCACCUUCUCGGAUCUGUUAUCAGCGACUUCAAAGUUCAGUCAAGACACCCUUUUGGCUGAAGGGCGGUUCGGGCCUGUUUAUCACGGGUUUUUGGGAGGUGCGGUUCAUGUAGCGAUUAAGGUUUUAGUGCAUGGUUCCACCAUGACUGAUCAAGAGGCUGCGAAUGAGCUCGAGUAUCUUGGUCGGAUCAAACACCCGAAUCUUGUUCCUUUAAUGGGUUACUGUUUGGCGGGUGAACAAAGGAUCAUGAUUUAUGAUUAUAUGGAAAAUGGGAAUUUGCAUAAUUUGUUGUAUGAUCUUCCUCUUGGAGUUCAUGUGAGUGAAGAUUGGAGUACCGACACGUGGGAAGAUCAAGAAACUAAUGAAAAUGGUAUUCGAAACGUGGGGCCCGAAGCUUCGUUGAUGACAUGGCGGUUUAGGCACAAGAUCGGGCUUGGUACGGCCCGUGCAUUGGCGUUUCUACACCACGGGUGUUCACCGCCGAUUGUUCAUAGAGAUGUGAAAGCGAGUAGUGUUUAUCUUGAUUACAAUCUUGAACCAAGAUUGUCCGAUUUUGGCUUAUCGAAAAUCUUUGGAAAUGGUGUAAGUGAUGACUUGACUAAUGGGUCAGCUGGUGACGUCAUGCCAGGUGGCGUAGUGACGCCAAAAUCUGACGUUUAUGGAUUCGGGGUGGUGCUUCUUGAGCUGAUUACGGGUAAAAAGCCCGUUGGUGACGAGUAUCCAAAUGACGAAAACCAGAAAGUACAAGAUUUGGUUAGUUGGGUUAGAGGGCUCGUGCGGUUGAACCGCGGGUCAAAAGCCAUUGAUCCUAAGAUUCGAGCCACAGGCGAUGAAGGUGAAAUGGUGGAAGGUUUGAAAAUUGGGUAUCUAUGCACGGCUGAUGAUCCGUUGAAGCGGCCAAGUAUGCAACAAAUGGUUGGGCUUCUCAAGGAUAUUGAACCGGUUCGAGACCAUUAAGAAAGUUAGGAUCUUGAAAAGUUUGUAACAAGAUAUCUUUAGAAGGUGAAACAAAGAUUUGAUGGUGAUUUUUUAGAGUGAAAUCUUUUGAAGUGAGUUGUUUCUGUUUUGUAUUUAUCUAGUCUAGAAGAUAAUAUUGUGGUUUAA
Molecule: messenger RNA, 2974 nt
Organism: Helianthus annuus (common sunflower)
Lineage: Eukaryota; Viridiplantae; Streptophyta; Magnoliopsida; Asterales; Asteraceae
Product: probable LRR receptor-like serine/threonine-protein kinase At2g24230
Exons: 1
Coding region: 377-2827 (816 amino acids)
Biological process (GO): protein phosphorylation
Molecular function (GO): ATP binding; protein kinase activity; protein binding
Source: RefSeq, a predicted model, not a curated record